Molecule: messenger RNA, 915 nt
Organism: Aspergillus homomorphus CBS 101889
Lineage: Eukaryota; Fungi; Ascomycota; Eurotiomycetes; Eurotiales; Aspergillaceae
Product: proline-specific peptidase
Exons: 2
Coding region: 1-915 (304 amino acids)
Biological process (GO): proteolysis
Molecular function (GO): peptidase activity
Source: RefSeq, a predicted model, not a curated record
AUGGAAUCUCCAUUUCGCGAAGGAAAAGCCCCCUUUCAGUAUGUGCAUCUUUCUGAGCCUGCUCAGACAUGGUACCGCGUGUACGGAGACAUCACGGUCAGCACCCCUUUGGUGGUGCUGCAUGGAGGACCAGGGUUCUGCCACAAUUACCUGCUUCCCCUCGCCGAUCUAGCUCCCAAACGUGCGGUCAUCUUGUAUGACCAGAUUGGAAACGGGCUGUCCACGCACCUUCCAGAAAAACGUGGCGAUCAGGCUUUCUGGACGGUCGAUUUGUUUGUGGCAGAAUUGGAAAAUCUGCUCACCCACCUGGACAUUACGGGUAACUUUGAUCUGCUCGGUCAUUCUUGGGGUGGGAUGCUUGGGGCCGAGUUUGCCAUCCGUCGACCGGCCGGGCUGCGACGCCUGGUUCUUUCCAACGCCCCGGCCUCGGUGUCGCUGUGGCUGGAGGCUGUCAAUCGGCUCCGUGCCACGUUGCCUCCGGAAGUCCAGGCAACGCUCAAGCGAUGCGAAGACGAGGGGCAGCUUGACUCGAAGGAGUAUGAAAAUGCCACGAUGGCUUUUCUGGCACAGUUCUCGUGCCGGGUGGACCCCUGGCCGCAGGACUUCGUGGACAGUAUCGUUUGGGCCACGGAGACGGAUUCGACCGUUGCGUCUACUAUGCUCGGACCUUCGGAAUUUUGGAUUGAAGGUAACCUCAAGGACUGGAGCGUGCUGGAUCGACUUCGGACCAUUCAGGUUCCCACAAUGCUGAUCAAUGGGAAGUAUGACGAAGCACAAGAUAGUGCAGUCGAGCCGUUCUUCUGGGGAAUUGACAAAGUCAAAUGGAUCACUUUGUCUGGAAGCUCUCACUGUCCUCAAUUUGACGAACGGCAGGAGUAUCUCGAGGUUAUCGAUCGCUUUUUGGCUUCAUCGUAG